Molecule: messenger RNA, 1567 nt
Organism: Acomys russatus (golden spiny mouse)
Lineage: Eukaryota; Metazoa; Chordata; Mammalia; Rodentia; Muridae
Product: protein unc-93 homolog A-like
Source: RefSeq, a predicted model, not a curated record
CCUGGAAACUGCAUUGGCGUUCUAACACUCACCAAGAUUAAAGAAGCCGUGCACCAGGUAUCGACUGGAAGCAAGCAGGCCACAGAACUAGGACAGAAGAGCGUUCCAUGUUUUGCGGCCUUGGCAAGUUCUCUGGACACACAAGGGGGCAAGCUUACCCACCUGCUGACAUCCACUGACCCCCAUUCCCGUGAUGGAGGGGAGCCUAAGGAAUGUCCUGGUGGUCUCUUGUGGAUUCCUCCUCCUCUUCACCGCCUAUGGAGGGCUGCAGAAUCUGCAGAGCAGCCUCUACAGUGAGGACGGCCUCGGGGUGGCGACACUCAGUACACUGUAUGGCUCUGUGCUUCUGUCCUCCUUGUUCCUCCCACCUGUCCUCAUCAGGAGGUGUGGCUGCAAGUGGACCAUCGCCGGCUCCAUGUGCUGCUAUGUGGCCUUCUCCUUGGGCAACUUCCAUGCCAACUGGUACACCCUGAUCCCCACCUCCAUCUUGCUGGGUCUGGGUGCAGCCCCCCUGUGGUCGGCUCAGUGUACCUACCUCACCAUUGUGGGGAAUCUGCAAGCAGAGAAAGAGGGAAAGCCCGGCAAGGAUGUGGUGAACCAGAGCUUCGGCAUCUUCUUCCUUAUAUUCCAGUCGUCCGGGGUGUGGGGCAACCUGAUCUCCUCACUGCUGUUCCGCCAGACAUCCAGUCAAGAGGCCAUCCCAGAGGGACAGCUCAUGUCCUGUGGAGCCAAAGACUGCCUGACGGGUCCCACGGACAACGGCACCUAUCACCCCUCCCAGGAGCUCAUCUACACCACCCUGGGAAUCUACACUGGCAGCGGUGUCCUGGCCGUCCUGCUGAUAGCUGUGUUUCUCGAGCCUGUGGAGGAAAAGCUGGAGGAUGGAGGAGGGACAAGGCGCAGGCUGCCGCCUCUCUGGUCCACUGUAAUGUCCACCUUCUUGCUGUUUAGAGACAAGCGCCUGUGCCUCCUGAUGCUUCUGCCACUGUACAGUGGGCUCCAACAGGGGUUCCUGUCUGGAGAGUACACAAAGUCUUACGUGACCUGUGCCCUGGGCAUCCACUUCGUGGGCUAUGUAAUGAUCUGCUUCUCGGCCGUCACCGCACUGUGCUCCCUGCUGUACGGGAAGAUCUCCAAGCACACGGGCAGGGUUGUGCUCUACAUGCUGGGUGCCGCCACCCACCUCUCUUGCAUUGUUGCCCUCCUGCUUUGGCGCCCAGACCCGGCCCAGCGUCCUGUCUUCUUCCUCCUCUCUGGCCUGUGGGGAAUGGCAGACGCUGUCUGGCAGACACAGAACAACGCUCUUUAUGGUGUCCUAUUUGAAGAGAACAAAGAAGCUGCUUUUGCCAACUACCGCCUUGGGGAAGCCAUGGGGUUCGUCAUUGCCUUCGGGUACAGCUCAUUUCUGUGCGUGUCCACCAAACUCUAUGUUCUCUCGGGGGCCUUGAGUCUGGCCAUGGUUGCUUACGGGACUGUUGAGCACCUGGAAUCCAGGGCUGUUUGCAAGGCCCUUGCUGCAGAAGAGAAAAGCCAGGCAGAAGAAGAAGAAAUGAGAACAGAAAUGUGA